This is a messenger RNA of Acanthochromis polyacanthus (spiny chromis), 1136 nucleotides long. It is a transcript of the gene ccl20b, whose product is annotated as chemokine (C-C motif) ligand 20b. Gene Ontology annotation, cellular component: extracellular region. Gene Ontology annotation, molecular function: CCR chemokine receptor binding; chemokine activity. The transcript is spliced from 4 exons. The record is from RefSeq and is a predicted model, not a curated record. Gene Ontology annotation, biological process: G protein-coupled receptor signaling pathway; positive regulation of GTPase activity; chemokine-mediated signaling pathway. The coding region runs from base 129 to 446 and encodes 105 amino acids. Lineage: Eukaryota; Metazoa; Chordata; Actinopteri; Pomacentridae.
CUACUUAAGGAACAAGCGCCGUGUGGUGUCAGUUACACUCUCACUGAACGCCUUCAGCCACUCUACACCUCUUCAGCCUCACACUGACUGAGACCUGCAGAGCGACAGCAGCGACCGACCGACCGAGCAUGGCAGGCAGGAAAGUGUUUCUGAUCGCAGCUCUGUGCUCACUCCUCAUCCUCACCACCUUCACUGGCACCACAGAGUCUGCCAGCUGUUGCCUGAGGUACACCAAGCGUAAGCUGCAUUGUAAACGAGUUCUUGGCUACACCAUCCAGAACAUCGGCACCGCCUGUGACAUCAACGCUGUCAUAUUCCAUGUUCCUGGCAGGUUCCUGUGUGCCAACCCUGGCAAGGAGUGGGCUCAGACGGCGAUGAAGUGUGUGGAUGAAAGGAGGAGGCCACUCAGAAGCGUUACAAAAGGGAGAACUUCUGCAUCACCAUGAACUGAGAAGAUGAACAACCAAAGUUCAUAGUAUUUCCUCACAUUCUGCGCUCUGAUCUUCAAAUUACUGUACUGGGGCUGUCUAGUGAUUAUUGUUUGUGGUCUUUUCUUAUAUUUGUUCUGUUUUAUAAACAGGGAAGUGUAGUAUUCUUAAUACAGAAUAAGCUGUGCUUGUAGAUAUUGUGCCGAAAAGAACAAAAAAGAAGGAAACAACGUUUUUGGAAAGUAUUUUAAAUGUAAUUUUUAAUUUUUUUGUUGUUGUUUGAGGUCUGACUUUUUAUUUUCUUAGAGAUGAAGUCAGAAACAGAGUUCUCAUUAAGUGAGUUUUUACUUGUAAUUGAUUUUUGUCAAUGAAUUUAUUAGAACAUUUUUUGAGAAUACAAAUGUUGGACAAACAGUCACAUAUUUUGCCAUUUAAACGUCAUUUUACUUCAUCGUGAUAAAUCAGUAUUAGUUACAAGAAAUACAAAAUGUCAAUGUGAACUUGUUGCAUAAAGAAGGUAAAGCUUCCCUUUUAUUCCACCUCAAAUAGCUUAUUUAUUCCACUCCGUCUUCUUCAGAUCUCUUGCUUCAUUCAGUGCAAACAUUGUACUUAUUUUGCAUCAAAUAUUUCCCCCAAAUGUAACUGAACAAAUUAAGCAUCUUUGCAAAUUUUUGGAGUUUAAAAUAAAGUUUUGUGGGUUUGAACAGA